AUCACCGUCGUGGUGGAAGAGCUGGACGGCCUGACGCCUAACGAAAUGUUCGAGGCGGCCAACCUCUAUCUGGGCACCCUGCUAUCUACCUCUACGCGACGAAUCAAAGUCAACAAGCCCGAAAAGGAGAAGCAGUUGCUGGUCACUAUAGACAAGAACCAAGGGCUCGUUGAUUAUUUCAAAGGCGUCAACUUCAAGUGGGUUUUGGUCACCAGCCAAAAACCAGCCUCCAAUGGCAAACGUGAGGAUCAUUCACAGUCCGAGGUUCGACAAUUGGAGCUCAGCUUCCAUAAGAAGCACAGGGACAUGGUGCUCAGCUCUUACUUGCCCUACAUUCUGAACAAGUCCAAAGAAAUCAAAGAGGAGAGAAAAGUGGUGAAGCUCCACACAGUCGACUAUAACGGCACUGACUAUUGGGGUUCCAUAAACCUUGAUCAUCCGGCGACUUUCGAUACCAUGGCGAUGGACCCGGAGAUUAAGAAGGCGUUGAUUGAGGACCUUGAUCGGUUCAGAGAGAGGAAGGAGUAUUAUAGGAGAGUAGGCAAGGCUUGGAAACGCGGGUACUUGCUGUUUGGACCGCCCGGCACUGGUAAAUCAAGCUUGGUUGCAGCCAUGGCUAAUUAUCUGAAAUUUGAUAUUUUUGACUUGGAUUUGAAGGAAGUUCAAUGCAAUUCUGAUUUGAGAAGGUUGUUGAUUGGCACCAAGAGCCGAUCCAUAUUGGUCAUCGAGGAUAUAGAUUGUUCAGUUGAGUUGCAAAACAGGGAUGCUGAGAAUGAACCCAAAACUGUUGAAGACGACAAGAUUACCCUCUCUGGUCUAUUGAACUUCAUUGACGGAUUGUGGUCAACCUGUGGAGAGGAGAGAAUCAUUGUGUUCACCACAAAUCACAAGGACCGACUUGAUCCAGCGUUGCUGCGACCUGGUCGGAUGGACCUGCACAUCCACCUGUCCUACUGCACCUUCAGUGGUUUCAAGACAUUGGCAUACAAUUACUUGCGGAUUCAAGAGCACCCACUUUUUGGAGAUAUUGAGAAGUUGCUAGAUUAUUACAAGGCACAAGCAACACCUGCUGAAGUUGCUGGAGAGCUGCUGAAGAGUGAUGAUGCUCAAGUUUCCCUU
Molecule: messenger RNA, 1119 nt
Organism: Prunus avium (sweet cherry)
Lineage: Eukaryota; Viridiplantae; Streptophyta; Magnoliopsida; Rosales; Rosaceae
Product: AAA-ATPase At3g50940-like
Molecular function (GO): ATP binding; ATP hydrolysis activity
Source: RefSeq, a predicted model, not a curated record